Caretta caretta (loggerhead turtle) is the source of this 1516-nucleotide messenger RNA. RefSeq names its product vesicle associated membrane protein 8 (gene VAMP8). Gene Ontology annotation, biological process: vesicle-mediated transport. NCBI's taxonomy places the organism in Eukaryota, Metazoa, Chordata, Testudines, Cheloniidae. The record is from RefSeq and is a predicted model, not a curated record. Gene Ontology annotation, cellular component: membrane.
GCGGGAGCUGGGCCCGCCCCUCGCACCUGCGGACCGGCCGGCUGCAGGAAGCAGGAAGUUCGGGCUGAAACUUAGCGCACCAGGAAGCGGCCGGAGCGGAGCAUGGAGGGCACCGGUGGCAGCGGGAUGGCAACGGACCGGGUGAAGAACCUGCAGAGCGAGGUGGAGGGGGUGAAAAACAUCAUGUCUCAAAAUGUGGAGCGGAUCCUGGCGCGGGGCGAGAACCUGGACCACCUGCGGAACAAGACCGAGGACCUGGAGGCGACGUCUGAGCACUUCAAGACAACCUCGCAGAAGGUGGCCCGCAAGUACUGGUGGAAGAACGUCAAGAUGAUCGCCAUCAUCUGUGUCAUUGUGGCCAUCAUCAUCAUCCUCAUCAUCCUGUUUGCCACCAACGUCAUCCCCACAUAGGCCACGCCCCCUCCCCGCAACCUCUUCCCCCACUCCACAGCUUCCCUGCCCCCACUGCCUGAUGGUCGCUGGGGGGGCGAUGCCUCCUGUCAGCCUUCUGAGUUUGCCCCUCCCUACGCCAGGAGGGGGAGGACACUUGUACUCUGACCCUCAUUGCCCCCAUGAAAGCUCCUUGGGGACUGUAGCCCCCUGAGGGGAACUCCCCUGCUCCCUCUGGCUCUGCCCAGCUUCCUUCCCCCAAACCCUGUGUCACACCCUUUCCCGGGCACCCCCAUCGGUGUUCCCAGGCUGGCAGAGCCAAGCUACGCGGGAGCAGCUCCCAACCCCCAGCUCGGCCCCGGGGGGCAGGGUUGUCCCCUCUGCCCAGUGCAGCUGCCUGUAGUCCAGCUGAGGGAGGAGGCACUCCUGGGCUGGGGUGAUGGGCUUGGAUCUGGGGAAUGCUUCCCCCCACCAUCACAGCCCGUGCCUCCCGUGGGGCAGAGCUGGGCGUGGGCAAGGGCUGCUCUGUCCUGACCUGGACAUGGCCCUGUGGGGAGCAAUCUACCUUUUGCCUUAAUAAAUAAUGAGAGAAGGCGAUAUCCCUGCAGGAGGGGGCGGGGGGAUUUGUCAGCCACCUCUGCCUGUCCAGGCUGGGGGCUCAUGGGCUUCACUCCCUAGGUUCUCAUAGCUAACCCCUCCCAUGGCACCCUGACAGUUGGUGCACCCCCUGUCCUGCCUGGAGGGGCAGGGUGCUCUUGGGGGUGCAGAAACCCCCUCUUGUCUGCAGGGGGAGACUCAGCCAAGGGGCGCAGCUGGGAGCUGGCGGGUCGAUUGGGGGAGCGGGGAAGGGUGAGCAGCCUCACCCUUGUUGCAGCCUCAACCCGCCCCAGCCUCCCCCACAUGCCCUGAGUUUGGCUGUGUAGGUGGGUCUUACUUGCAGGCUCCCCCGUCGGACCUGGGGGGGAUCCCUGAGCUGAGCAGUGGAAAUGAGCUUUGGAAGUAGUUUCAGAGCCACCACCCCCCUGACCCUGGAGGGGGAGACCAAGUCUUCCUGAUUUCCCCCCUCCCCACCCUCGCCCCCCCAGACGCAGGCUGCGCUCCCUGCAAUAAAUGUAUUUAUACCUCA